AUUCCUCAAGGUUGUACAUUUAUAUGGUGUGGUUAUGAUGCCCGGUGGCGAAUCUGGCGAUGACAAAGACACGAAGCAAAAAGAAGAUGUGGAGAAAAGAAAUCAGGAGAUUCGUGCCAGUAUUCUAGCACAAAUUCUCGAUCAAGAUGCAAGAGCACGUUUGAAUACCAUUGCGAUCACAAAGCCAGAAAAAGCUAAAAUGGUUGAAAACAUGCUCAUCAACAUGGCUCAAACUGGACGUCUUGGACCAAAGCUGAAUGAAGAGCAGUUAAAACAAAUUCUCCUGCAGGUUUCUUCGGGUACUCAGAAAUCUACCACAGUAAAGUUUGAUCGUCGUCGCGCAGCUAUCGAUUCAGACGAGGAUUCACUUUAA
Molecule: messenger RNA, 373 nt
Organism: Schistosoma haematobium
Lineage: Eukaryota; Metazoa; Platyhelminthes; Trematoda; Strigeidida; Schistosomatidae
Gene: PDCD5
Product: Programmed cell death protein 5
Exons: 5
Coding region: 35-373 (112 amino acids)
Cellular component (GO): cytosol; nucleus
Molecular function (GO): DNA binding
Source: RefSeq, a predicted model, not a curated record